AUGCAUGAGAGGGACGCGAGCCUGUUGGCACUGCCCACACAGGACUCAAGGGCGCAAGUGGGUCGAGGGAAGCCACAAACAAUUCGCCCGCAUGCCCCACUUGUCGACGUUUGUUUUCCAGCCUUCACCCGUAGACGUGUGAAUGAAAGCCGUAUCCAUAGCUUGCCGAAACAGCCACCGUUGGACUGGAAUAACGUGUUAGGGCGGCGGGCAAAUACAACGCCGCCAAAGAAGGACGUGUUUUUCUCAGAUCCGCCAAAGAACAGCACCUCCACACUCACGCAGGUUGGGAAAAGUGAUGAAUGCAAGACAUUUUCUCCCCGUCCCGUUGGGGGAAGUCUAGUCACUUCUCACGAGGGCACUGCACCGUCUCUUGGUGUGAGUGACGACACCCCACCUGGCAAAAGCGGCAGCAACAGUGAGCAGGGCGCGGGAGAAAAGAGCGCGAAGGACGAAACUCAACUGUCAAGUGUGCCCUGUAGCCGCCUAGAGGAAGAAACCAUCGCAGAGGGCGGCUUGCGGUUGCCAGAGACUAUCCCAGUCUCUCCAAGGUACAGGAACAGUGCGAUGGCGUCCUCCCUUCCUACGCUAAACUUAAAGGGGUGUUUGGCUUCUGACAGAAAGACAGAACAGCACCAGCAACUAACACCGUCAUCGUCCCAUUCGCUCCCGAUGUCGAUAACGUCCGAAAAUGUAGCCAUCACUGCAAGAUUUGACAAGCAAACGGCUAGAAGCAUGAUGCACGACAUGUUUCCCGCAUUUUCCAGGACAAAUUCCAAUACGUCGAGUACUCCCGUGCCGCACGACAGAACGAUGUCUUUCUCACCGAAAUCUCCAAUAUUGCCAGAGUCACCGAAUUUUUUGUUUAUGCGGACAACACCUAUGGGCCAAACGCCACCGUCUAAUAUAUCUACGAGCGCAGUUGCGCCACCUAGUGCCUUUUUCGGGUACAAUGACGACCAAUUCGUGGACAAUGUGAAGAAGAAGAAGAGGCGAACCACUUUGGGAACACCUAUCAAAAGAGCAUAUGCAUCCAUUGUUCGCAUUUUUGGUGGGGAAAAGUCCUCACAGAACGCUGCGUCUGUCGACGUGUCAGCAACGUCCAGUGGUUCACCCUCGAGGUCAACCAUCCAGCGAACGAAGAAGAAGAAGAAGGGUAAGAAGAGGAAUAUUAAAAAUAAAGAGAAUGCGCCCAAUACUUUGCGGAUGGAUCAGUCUGGAAAGAAUUCUCUGGAGGCCGUUUCCGUGUCCACCAUGAAACACGAAACCCCUCCUGGUACAACGACUGUUUCUACCACAGUGGGUGGGGAUAGUACUCUGCCGAGCAUGCGAAACUCGCUUUGUGGCAAUUCAGCUGCGAUUAAAUCCAUGAUCCUCAUGCCGCCAUCUUUUUUGUUGUUGGAAGACGACGUGGUGGAGAGUGCCACUGCUGCGAUAUCCACCUCCACUUCUUCCCAAAAGAAUGUCACGUCUUAUAUCACGCUCGACAAGGGCAGUGGAACGGAUUUGGAGGGUGUGUCGGCGGCACCUGACACGCCGCAGACGCCUGGAACGACUUCGACGGGAUCUAGUGGGACGAAAGGAGGUGAUGAGAACUCUGCCACUGCGAUGGCUGCUUUCUCGGCUAACGGCAAUUUAAGUCUCUCGCUCUUAUCUCUGGAACCGACUCUUGUGGCCUUCGAGAAUAAUACUACAAUCACGACCAAUGGCAAUCUCAGAAACACGUUACAUGACACAUCGAAUGUUGACGCCGGUGGUUCCGUUGGGGUUUCACCGCCAGAGGAACCAAAACCACUUUGUAGAAUAUCCUUUUCCUCAGCGGGUAGUGGAGGGACUGAACCAGCCAAGGCAUUGAAUAAGCCUAAAUCGGCAAAUGACCCCAAGAAUAGUAUAGAAACUAGCCCGGCGUAUUUUCGAUCCAGUGAGAAAAAGAGGGAGAAGACUUUCAACGAACAGGAACAGCAAUUAAAACAAAUACCAAGACUCUCGGCGAUUGAAGAACAAGUUCGUUCUUGCAACAACUUGUUAUCAGUGACAAACAACAACAUGCCAUCCAAUAUGCCGAUUGCCGAUGAUGAGAAACGGGGUGCGAUCCAACAGAAAAAAGGCAAAACGGUCGAAACGGAGCGGAUGAAUGAAAAAAUGGCCACAUACUCCUCACCACGGCCAACGUCGACGGUAGGGCAAAACGGGAGGUCAAUGGAAGAUUUGUUUCCCCACAAUUUAUCUAACAAUGUCUCAACCGGCUCCAACAAUGCUUCUCCCCGUGGUGUGGAUUGGCCAACGGAUAGUUUCUCCACCCAGUUGCCUCUUGCCGGUUCAACGCCCACUCUGAGCGGAGAUACCUCCACCAAGGAUGUUCAGCUCGCUACAUUAUCCCAAUAUGCUCACCGAACGGAGGCCGACCUUUCCAGGUCCACAUUUGGUUCCAUUGGGGCUUGUCUUGCGGUUUCUCAAACACUUCGUGUUAUCAAUUUAAAAGGUUGCAUGAUUGACGAGGAGGGACUCCGUGGACUGGCCGAAAUUUUCACGUUAAAAGUUGUUUGCGUCUCGCACAUACGGCAGUUGAAGUCUUUGCGAUCACUCAUUGAAUGCCGCAAUGGCCGUUUUGCCGAAAUUGAAGAGAUUGAUGCGCAGUGCACCGCCAUACAAAAUGAGGGAAUUGUUGGACUUGAGAAAAUGCGCCGACUACGUCGUUUGUGUUUGAGCAUGACAUGCGUAACGGACGUCACGCGUCUUUCAGCGAGUCGCUCUCUGGAGGAGUUGUUUCUCACGUCAACGCCUGUGACAAGUGAGGGCAUCCUUGGUCUGGAGAGGAUACCGACGCUGAAGACGCUUAACAUUAGUCGCACCAAAGUGCAGUCGUUGCCUAGACUUUACAAGUCAGGUUCUCUGGAGAAACUGAUCUUGUACUCAUGCAAAGUGACCAACGAAGAUCUGCGUCGCCUGGCGCAGAUGCCUCGGCUGGAGGUACUUGAUGUUAGUACAACCAAAGUGACAGACCUUUCCACACUACGUGGGAGCCUUUCGCUGAAAAGCCUAACAGCCCAGUGGUUGCAACUAAUUAAUUGUGAAGAUAUCCUUUUUGAUCGGCUAUCCUCCCGUAAUGGAGAGGCCCAUGCGAAAUCACGCCGAAAAGAUGGAGCGCACUCUAAGAAAAACUCAUGUAUGCCUACCUAUUUGAGCAAAUACCCCAUCGAAAACGACGCGGAAGCUGGAUUCUGUGGCCUGGCGGAUAUCCCAACACUGGAGCAUGUGGACCUUUCACACUGUGCAAUUCGUAGUGUGAAGUCCUUGUUUGUCAGUAAGUCUAUUAAAUCAUUGGUAUUGCGCCGGACACGUGUCGAUAGUAAUGGUAUUAAAGGCAUUGGGAGUAUGCGAUCAUUGCAAGCACUUGUCAUUUCCAAUGUUGCGGAUAGUUUUCUUGCAGAAGAUGCUUCAGAGUGGAGUUCUGCGAGUGGCGUCCUUGUCUCCAUAACGGAGCUUCCCAAUGUGUUAAACCUAUCCGUCUUGGAUCUGUCCUUUACGGAUGUGUAUGAUCUUCGCAUGUUAUCCGCGCUUCCCCUUCUUCGGGAGUUGCGCCUUGUGGAGACACUUAUCACGGUGGACGGUAUACGUGGAAUUGAGAAGCUUCCUUCACUGCACACAUUGGAUAUCUCACAAACAAGUGUUACCUCCCUUCAAUUUCUUUCCUCUGGUUGUCAAUCGUUGAAAAGACUUUUUGUGAGGGCGAACCGUAACACGCGUGGAUUUUGCAUUGGUAACUUGCAUAAACUCCACUCUCUUGAGUUGUUAGAUGUUAGCGACACUGUUGUGGAGGAUAUUAAAAUGCUUUUUCGCCUUUCGUGUCAUCUGAAACAACUUAUUUGGCGUUGGGGAGAGCGGCGGGACGUACGUGGCCUCAUUGAACCCCUUCCAUGUUGGGUGAACACGCCUGUACUGAAGGGUAUUGAAAGUAUGCCAUUUUUGGAGCUUUUAGAUAUCACAAAUACAGCCGUCAGCUCCGUGUCGUUUCUUGCCCAGUCGGCGUCGUUGAGGUGGCUAAAAUUAUCACGGUGUAAGGCAUUAGAUAAUGAUGGUAUUGUGGGGUUACAGAGCAUUCGGACACUGGAGGAGCUUGACCUCAGUCAUGCAACAGGCAUUACGGAUGUUUCUUGUCUCGCCACGUCGCCCACGUUACGUGGGUUGCGGCUUGGAUGGACAGGAGUCACGUUGGAGGGAUUGCAUGGCAUCAAGACGAUACCAACGCUGACAUCACUUGACAUUACUUCCGCACCGGCGGAAUGCGAGAUGAAAGGUGAAGAAAAGGGGAAUACGGUCGUAACCACAGAUGGAGGCAAAAAUAGUCACUUGAAUAGAAAUACGCCUUGUACAGUAAACCCUUUGUUGGGUGGCAUUGCUGGACAUGUGCUGUUGGGGAAGCGCCAGUCUCGGCGAGUUUCUUUUAUAUUGUGA
This is a messenger RNA of Trypanosoma cruzi, 4455 nucleotides long. RefSeq lists its product as uncharacterized. The transcript has a single exon. The record is from RefSeq and is a predicted model, not a curated record. NCBI's taxonomy places the organism in Eukaryota, Euglenozoa, Kinetoplastea, Trypanosomatida, Trypanosomatidae. Bases 1 to 4455 code for a protein of 1484 amino acids.